AUGUCAACAACAUUCUUGAGUCUCCUAACAUUGCUAUCUCUGGCGGUAAAAGGGGAUGGCGUGGAAACCAUUGGUGAGGCACACCAUAGGAUGCCAGGAGCAUUUAGGGAACAAACGUCAUUUGAAAAACUUAAAGGAUCCCAGAAGAUAUGUGUCAUACUGGGUAUCCUCAUAAUUACUGCCAUAGUAUGUGCGAUCAUUGUUGGAAUAGUCAAAAAAGAUAGCAAUACACUCUACUUCAUCAUCCCUGCUGGAAUCCUUUUGCUAGUGGGAAGUUUCUGCGCAUCACACUAUCUGGGACCUACAGAGGUUGGAUUCACUAAAGAGGAAAAAAUCUUAGGUGCAAUUGGAUUAUUGGUGUUAUUUAGCAUCUGCGGUCUCACCAUUUUCGAUCAUACAGAGUCUAUAUUAUUAUUUGUUAAGGCAAUUUGCGGUGUCACUAUAACGGCAGCACCCAAGUUUUUUCAAUUAUUCGCUGCCUUCUUGGCAUUCGUCCAUAUCGUCGCUGGUAAUGACGUAGAAGGUGAAAAGGUUGAUGUUGAGGAAAGCCAGCCUGCACAAGAUGUCUUGGUAUUUAAUGAGCGUGCCUCCGAUCGUGUUAAGCAGCUCAUCGCCAUGCUUCCCUCUCACGUGUCUAAGCAUUUCGACCCGGAUGCAAAGAGCAUGUUGCCUGCACGCCUUGCUGAGGAGCUUGCCGCUCUCGAGGAUAAUAAGAUUACUCGGGAACAGGCAGAAAGUGUUGCUAGGUACCUCCUCAAGGAGUACACCAGGAUCAUUAUCAACGAUCCCGCUCGGAUGCCUAACACCCGCGAACUUCGUCAAUACCUUGUCGACGGCACUGCGCCAUUGCCUGAAGACCUUGAGAGAUCCGUGUCGCUGCACCUUAAUCGCAAACUGUUUUCCGAGAUACCUCGCAAGAUUUCCGAGGCAUUUUGUUUACCCCCGCAAAACAGCAAGUUGCCUCUCGAACAUCUCGAUCAUAUCCUUGAGCAUCUCGCCAAGUCAUACGAGAAGAAGAAUGUGGAUGGACGUAUCAGGAAGCUGUUCAACGAUACAGUCAGCAGAUAUGCUCAAGGUAUGAUUGGACCUGUAGAUUGGGAAGAUGCUAAGAGGCGCCUCCGAGAACGAACGGGACGCCCAUCGAUUCUCAGCACAAUCAUGAAUCUAUUUACUAAUACUGCUAUGGACGAUGACGACGAAUCGACGAUCGCCGGCGAAUAUGAGAUUGAUGAUGAUGGUAUCUCUGAAGAUCAGGAACCAUGUGCGGCGGAUGAUGAAGGAGCAUCAUCUGGCGAGGAAGUUGAAGAAGCUCUUGAGGCGGCCCUUAAGGUAGCUAAAGAAGAAGUAUAUGAGGAAGAGCAAUCUGAUGAUGAUGAGGCUGAGGAACUUGAAGAAACUAUAGAAGAUGCCCUUAAGGCAGCUAAAGAAAUAGCUGAGAAAGUGGAAGCAGAUCUGGAAGAGACCCUUGAGGAUCACCAGCUACGUGCGGAUGGUGAUGGUGAGGACACAUCAGAGAGCAGAAACAUCAAAAUUACCAUUGGUAGUCCAAGCAGGAAACAGACGGUGGCUGACCGCUGCCUCCGUUUGGUCCAUGAAGGUGCGUCUGAGGAAGUCGGCAAGAAUCGUUUCCAACAAAUUCUUGACCAUAUAUGCCAGAAUAACCCCAUGGAGGCGCGUCUACAAGAAUAUAUACCUGUCUUACAAACACUUGGUACCAGGAAGGAGAUCGAGCUGCCUGUGAACUUGGCUAAGCGACUCGGUGCAUCGUCCCCUGGUAAGAUCUCUCGCUUAUUGGCCCCCGAUAUUGCCGUCUACCUCGCCAAAUUAUUGACUGAUGAGUCUUUGAGUCAUCUUCCCAACAACUGCGGAGGCAGAGAAAAGUGGGCAACUCAUCAGGGCAAGCUCACCUUUCACAUUCUCCAGGCUUUGAGCAAACCUUCAUGGGUUGUGUUAAGUUAA
This is a messenger RNA of Babesia sp. Xinjiang, 1959 nucleotides long. RefSeq lists its product as uncharacterized. The record is from RefSeq and is a predicted model, not a curated record. NCBI's taxonomy places the organism in Eukaryota, Apicomplexa, Aconoidasida, Piroplasmida, Babesiidae. The transcript has 3 exons. The coding region runs from base 1 to 1959 and encodes 652 amino acids.